AUGCAAAUGGCUCGUGAACUGGAUAAAGGUGUUCAUCAUAUUGUAGUUGGAACACCAGGUCGAGUGUUAGAGCUUGUUCGACAGGGUAAUUUACGCUUACACAAACUUCGUUCUUUAGUCUUGGAUGAAGCUGAUGAAAUGUUGAACAGAGGUUUAGGUGACCAGUUAGAAGAAAUAUAUCGUCAUCUUCCAUCUCAUAUUGGCUUGGAUAAUACUAAUAGAAGGAAAUCUCUUCACUGUCAGGUAGUGAUUGUUUCAGCCACUAUGCCUAAAGAACAUUUGGAAUUGUUUCAAAAUUUCACAUCCAAUCCUGUUCGAAUUCUUGUACCAAGAGAUGAGUUAAGCCUUUCUGGUCUACAACAAUUCUAUAUUGAUGUUGGCUCAGAAGAAUGGAAAUUUGAGGCGUUAAGUGAUCUUUUCUCUAGUGUUUGUGUUUCACAAACUGUUGUUUUUGUAAAUACACGACGAAAAGUUGACUGGCUUGCUAGCCAAUUGAAUCGAGAAGGUUUCACCGUCGCCUGUGCUCAUGGUGAUCUGGAUCAAGUUCAACGAGAAUCAGUUAUGAAACAGUUUCGUUCAGGAGAAUGUCGUAUUCUAAUCAGCAGUGAUAUGUGGGCUCGAGGCAUUGACGUGCAAACAGUAGGAUUAGUUGUAAACUUCGACUUGCCAAUAAACACCAGUGAAUAUCUGCAUCGUAUCGGUCGUUCUGGUCGUUUUGUACGGACUGGACUAGCUGUUAGUUUUAUCGCCGGUGGAGAAGAUCGUAAACAACUACUGGAGAUUUGUAAUUAUUAUCAAAUCGCCAUUCCACCAGCCCCAGCACGUUUGGAUAAAAUGUUAGUUACAAGCCGCUCUGUUCAUCAAAGCUGCUCGUCUAAAGCAUUAGACGACCAGGCAACAGGUUCCCUUCAUCAUCAAAUCGCCAGCACUAUGAUAUGCGAGAUUAUUCUUCGUAUUUCUCCCUUUUUCUCUGUAAAUUUGCAUAUUCAUACACUAUGUAACCAUAAUAAACUGGAUGAUGAUGAUAAAAUGAAAGCUGCGGUGGGGUGA
Molecule: messenger RNA, 1050 nt
Organism: Trichobilharzia szidati
Lineage: Eukaryota; Metazoa; Platyhelminthes; Trematoda; Strigeidida; Schistosomatidae
Source: the annotation of a GenBank genome assembly